GCGAGAGGCGCCCGUGUUUGAAUGAGGAGGCAUCGCUGGCUGUGUGAAAAUAAACCGCGAAUCGGCCACUCCCGAGGAAAGUCCGGGGAUCGGUGGCUCCGUAUAGGCCUUGCUGGGGGGCGUCGUCGUCUGGGAAGCAGCUGUGUCCGAGUGCUCUGCCAUCUCACCAGAAGAAAGACUUAUUUUGGAAAUAAUCUAGAGUAGAGUACGGAAACGGAGAAUUCGCUAAUAUUUUCAGGCACAACAACCCUCACUAGGAUCACCUGUUCCAAAGUCCAUCAGGAUGAAAGUGCAGCUGCCAUUGAGAAUGAUUGCCACUGAAGCUCUGAGUUGUCCUUCAGCCGUUUGAAUGAGAUGUAGCAGAGGGGCUGACCCGUCUACAGAUGCAUCAUUAUCUGGCAUGCCUUUUGACAAGAUGUGACAGAAUGCUUCUGGACAUUUAUAGAUGGCCGAUCUCCUAAUGUGGUGCCUGCUCUGCUCUCUGUAAACGUACACCUUGGGAUCACUCUCAACAGCACAAUGGCAGUGCACAGGACAAAGGCCGAUGCCUUGGUCAAAUGGAUUAACAGCCUUAAAUUGUCAGAGGAAGUAGGAAGUCUGGCAGCUCUCCAGGACUGUGCUGCAUUCGUCAAAAUAGUGUGCAAGAUAAGUGGAAAAGAAAAUGCUUCCCAGAUACUCGAGACAAAGUCCAUUGAAGAGCGAUUUCAGUUCAUCUGCGACUUUUUAGAAUGUGCAGAGGCUCAGGAGAAUCAGCCAGAUCGGAGCAGGUACAGUCCUGUUGCUGGAAACCUGGUCUCCCUGCAGAAGAUUUUGCGCGGUGAGGAAGUUGAACUUGAGAUGGCAAAGAUGGCUGUGCUUCUCCUCCACCUUCAUACCAUGGGCAGACAUAACCCACAUGAGUUUGAUGAUCUUGAUACAGAAACCCAGGGAGAGCUGGUGGGCAUGCUCCGUUACAUGAUGGACAAUGAAGACGCCAUUCAUCUGGACAAUAACUUAGCCACAUUCUUGCAGAGUCGAGCCUCCUCGCCAGUGGCCCAUCUGCACAGCCCGAGCUCAGAUGAAGUAAUUUCACCGAUGUUCUAUGGGAAAGCUGGAGGGCAAAAAACCCAGUUUCUGUCAUCCAAAGUUUACAGUUGUGGACCUUCGUCCCCGACAUCACCAAUGCGGGACUUCAUGCAGACCCCGCAGGUGCAGGUGCGCCGUAUGAAGAAGCAGCUGGCGGAUGCACGGAUGCUCCGCAAUGAUCUGGAGAUUGAGCUGACCGAGGCUCGCAAGCUGAUCACCGAGAAAGAAACAGAAGUCUCCAUCUUGCAUCAGAAGGUUGAUCGUCUGGUGAAAUUAACGGAGAGGCAGGCCACUGAGGAGCAGCCUGAUGAACUCGGCAACCUGAGGGAAAAGUGUGAAAGUUUAUUGAACAGACUGCGUGAUACUCAGAAGCAGAGUCAGGAUCUGAAGACCGAGAAAAGUCAGAUGGAGCGAAAGAUCGAUAAACUUGAGGAGGAAAAUGGAAACCUCUCGUACAAGGUUCGUGACUUGGGAAAUCGGCUGGCACAAUCGCAGAAGGCCCUGAACGAGCUGGCAGAUGAGCAUGAGUCAGCCAUGCCAAUUUGGGAGGGAAAACAGAAGCAGCUGGAGAGUGAUCUGCUCGUGGCCCUGUCGGAUAAAAAACUGAUGGAGGAAAGGAUACAGAUAUUGGAAGGGAAAAUAUCGUUGAUGGAAGAUAAACUGGCAGCAGCUGGGGAGAGUUCAAGUGAAGUGAAAGGAGAGGUGAUCGGUGAUGUUCUUCAGCUGGAAGCUUUGAAGUUGGAGGUCUCACAGCUGACAGCGAAAGCAGCGGAACUCGAACAAGAGACCACGCUUCACAAGGAGGAGAAGAGCCACCUCGCUGAGACAGUCGACAGCCUCAAGCAGUCCAUCGCGGAGCUGAUGGACCAGAAGGAAGUGCUUGAGCAGGAGGCACGGGUUCAGGAGGAGCAGCUGUUGGGGCAGCUGGACACCCUAAACGUGGAGAUUCUCAAAACAAACAACUCCCUGAUGCAAAAGGAGCUGGAGUUGGAGGAGGAGAAGAGGCUGCGUCACCAGCUGGCCGAGGACUCCCAGAGCAAGGAGCAGGCAGUCCUUGAUCUCCGCUCCAAGCUGGAGAGCCUCGGCGAGACCCUGCAGGCUAAAGAAGAAACACUACAGGCCUUCGAGCAGCGGCUGGAGGCCGAGCGGGAGAGCGCACUGCAGCAAAUGGCAGCCCUUAAGCAAGAGUCUGAGAGGAUUUGCAGCGAGAAGGUUUCGGUCGUCACACAGUAUGAAACUCUGAAGGCGGAGAAGGAGAGCGAAAUGGAAAGGCUCAAUAAACAGAUACAGUUGCUGGAAAGUAACCAUGUGGGCAUCGAAAGCCUAGAGCAGGAGAGGAAUGAGUUAAUGGAGAAGGUGCAGAUGUUGGACACGCAGGUGGCAGAGGUGACGUCUGAAAACCAGAACCUUCAGACGGCCUGCAGUGCUCACAAGCAGAGCCAUUCCGAGGAGGUUGCAGCCCUGAAAGUGGAGUUGCAGAAGACCAGAGAGGAAUUGGAGGAUCACAAGAUCAGGCUGGUGGACCUUGCUGAUGCAGCUCAAAAUAACGAGGCCCUCCGGGAGCAGCUUGCCUCCCUGCAGAGUGCAGUUGAAGGGCUGGAGGGAGAGAGGAGGCAGUGGGAAGAGGCACGGGCCUCUGAAGCCCAGCAGCGUUGCCAGCUGACUCAGGAGCUGAAGGAGCUGAGAGAAGAACGAGAUGGAGUCAAGGCCCAGUUAUCUGAGCAACUGAAGCUUCAGGAGUUGGCUCAGGCCACGGCCAAGCAGUCGAUGAACGAGCAGCUCGAGAAGUCAGCAGAGCUGCAGAGUAACCUUUCGAAUGCUCUGAAGAUGGUCGAGGAGAGAGAAAAAGAGGGAGAGAAGUUCCGUAAAGAGGCCGCCUCCUGGAAGGAGAAGUUUGAGGCUGCCCGGCAGCAGCAGGCCGAGUUGGACAGGGCAGUCGUGGACCUGAAGGAGGCGAGGGAAAAGGCUGAGGCUGAGCUGUCGGAAGAGAGGGCAAAGAAUGGCCAGCUGGAGGGCCGCCUGGCUAAGCUGGAAGCCGGCCAAGAGGGGAAGGUCUCAGUGCCGGAGAGCGAAUUCUCACAGCUAAGAGCUGCCGCAGCACUGGAGGCUGAGGCGAGGGCGGAAGCGGCCAGCUGGCGGCAUAAGCUGGAAGCUGCCGAGAAUGAGGCAUCUGAGCGCCUGUCACAGGCAGAAGAGAAGGCCAGUAAGAGCAGUGCUGAGCUGGAGCAGGCGUGCCGAGAGCUGGCAGAGGCGCGAGCUGGGCUGGAGGAGCAGAAGGGGCGACUCUCCGAGCUGGAGGCUAAGCUGGAGGGAGCACGGAGGGCGGAAAGCGAGGAGGAGGCAUGCCGGGGUCAGCUGGAGGCUGAGCUGGGGGCGCUGCGUGCUGAGCUACAGGACCUGAGGAAGGCAGAGGACGAGCGGCAGGGGGAGAGUGCUGCAACCAUAUCUGAACUGGAGGCCGAGAGGGCGAGAAGAGCCGAGCUCCAGCAGACUGUCAAGAGGCAGCACGAGCAGCUGGAGGCCGCGAAGGCGAAGGCAGCCAGCCAGGAGAGCGAGCUGGCCCGGUAUGCCCAGGCUUUCACUGAGAGGGAAGGAGAGUUGGCAGAGCUCAAGUCCAAGAUAGCAGCCAGUGAGGAGGCAGGGCGCCGGGCUGGGCAGAGGGCCGAGGCAGCUGAGCAAGAGCUGCGCUCCUCCCUCAGCCUGCGCCAAGAGAGGGAGGCCGACCUAGAGGCCUUGCGAUCGCGUGUGGCCCAGCUGGAGGGCAAGUGCGAUGGGAAGCAGAGCGAGCUGGCCCGCUUGGAAGCAGAACUCCAGGGUGUGCUGCAGGAGAAAGAGGCGACGGAACAGGCCCGGAACCGUGAGCUGGACCUGCGGCGGGAGGAGUUGGAGCAGGAGAGAAAGAAAGUGCACACUCUCGAGCUGGAGGUCUCAGCCUGGCGGGGCAAGCUCACGGGUGAGCAGAAGGAGAGCACCAGGCUGAGGGAGGAGGUGACGGUAGCGACGGAGGCGGAAGGGAGGUUGCGAAAAGAACUGGAGGCCCUACGAGAGGAGCAGGCACGACAGAGGGACUCAGCUGCCAGACUGCAGGAUGAGGAGGCUGCCACCCAGAGGCAGGCCAUCCAGGCCCUGCAAGAGCAGGUAGCUUCAGGGAACCGGCUGGUGGCGGAGCUACAGCAGCAGGCUCGGGCAGAGCAGGAGAGCAGUUCCCAGAAGGAGGCCAAGCUGGCCCAGCUCCGUGGAGAAGUGGCCAAGGCCCAGUGCCAGCUGAGCGAGGCAGAGUCCCAGCGGCGAGCCACGGUUGAGCGGCUGGAGAGGCAGCUGGGCGAGCUGAGGGCCGACGCGGGACAGCUAAGCACCGUGCAGGGGCGUUGCCAGCAGCAGCAACAGGAAAUCCAGCAGCUCCAGCAGACGAGCAGCCAGCUGGCCGCAACGAGAGGGAAGCUGGAGGCUGAGCUGGCCGAGGCCCGCGAGGCUCACGCCAAGCAGCUGAGCCAGCUCACCACCCAGCACAUGGAGGAGCAGGCCGCCAGUCGGCAGAGAGAAGAUGAAAGCCGGAGGAAAAUAGAAGAGGUGACCAGCAAGUACGAGAAGGCGAAGGCCAAGGUUUUGGAAGACAAGCGCAAGUUUCAGGAAGAACAAGAGCAACUAAUUGCGCAGGUCUCGGAUCUGAAUGAGAAGCUAACUCAGCACGACAUGGCAUCUAAAACCAAACUACAGAAACUUGUGGCUCGGGAUAACGAGACGCAGGAGAAGUUGGAGCAGCAGGUGAUGGAGCUGAAAACCCAGCUGAAGGAGAAGGAGGAGAUAGUGCAGCACGUCAAGGCCCAGCUGGAGAAGGCAAAGACUCACUACGACAGUAAGAAGAUGCUGAGCCUUGAGCUGGCCGAGAAGCUGGAGGCCCGAGAGAAGAGCAUCUCCUCCCUGGAGCAGCAGCUGACUGUGGCGAAGGAGGAGGGCGCUGAGCUGCGGGCCGAGUCGGAGAGGCUGCGCCACGAGGCACAGCAGGCAGUGAGAGAAGCAAAGGAGGCCAACCUAAAGAACAAGACUCUCUCUGCACAGGUGGAGUUUGCUGACCGACAGCUGAGGGAGCUCAACAAGUCACACUUACCUGUUGGCACAAGAAGAUCCCGUAGCAACGUGGGCAGAGCCGCCACACAGCCCGGAGACAGCGAAGCAGACUUCAGCCAAGACAGCAUCGAGCUGAGUGACCUGGAGGAGCCGGCAGCAGCGUGGAACAAUACAGGAGCCAGGAGGGGCCGGACAGGUUUCAAGACCCCUGAUGCCGCUCCUGAAGGAAAUCAAUCACUUGCGACACAGAAACUGCGUGGGAAGCUGGACUCACUGGAGUCGCUGUAUUUCACUCCGCUGCCAGACCGUGGCCAGUCCAAGAUGGACACCAGCCUCAGCUCACUGGGGGACCUCAGCCUGGACUCGGCCAAGAAAACCCGAUCCGGCCGGAGACGCACCACACAGGUCAUCAACAUCCUCAUGACAAAGAAGCAGGCAGUAGAGUACGAGGAACCCAGCACGAGUGCUUCAACCCUCAGCAUCCAGCCCUCUGCCUCCCAGACUGAUGUCUCGGGGCAGCUUCCCUGCAGCCGCUGGAGGAACCGGGCCUCUUCCAUCACCUCGCUAGCAACUGUCGACCGCUCCGCGUCCCAAGACGCGCUGGACGCAAGCAGCAGUUCAGAGGACGUGGGUACUGCUGCUUUGAAGAACCUCCCGGGAUUCCGGCCCACUACCCGAAGGUCCUCCAGGCUGUCCAUGUUUGGCACUGCUGCGUCAAGUUCGAAUGCAUUGUACCCGGGAAGCUGCCAGGAUGAGCCCGACCAGAUGGAUGACUGGAAUCGGAUUGCUGAGCUGCAACGUCGGAAUGGAGUCUGUCCUCCGCACUUGAAGACCUCCUAUCCUGUGGAGUCCCGUACUGCCAUCACUGAAUCCGUGAUCACCGAGGACGAACUGAAGCUCGGAGACCCCAACGAGACCCUCCGCCGAGCCACCCUGCUGCCCAAGGAGAUCAGUGCUCUCCGCCUAAGGAACCUGGCCACAGACUCCCUCAACCCCAACUGGAAGGGAGUCACCACCCGGCAACGCAAGCGACUCUCUGAGGAGUCGCACCAGGGAUCGGGCACCCCUGAGGCCAAGAAACAACUGAGCUGCUUUCCGCGCCCCUCAAGCCCAAAGGAAAAGGACAAGCAAGACCAUUCUCAGUACGACAGCCGAUCCAAACGCCCAGCUCAGAAUAAGGGCCGCAAUCAGGAUGAUAGGCGGAAAACCAUCGCCUACACCGUGUUCAACACACCUCGAAAGCUGGGCAGCAACCUGCUGCGUGGCAUCAGUAAGCGGGCAACCCCCAGGAAAACACCCAAGAAAACUCAAAAGAAGUCACCCAGGAAGUCCCCCAGAUCAAAUUCUAAAAAGGAUGCUGGAAAACGCAAAUUCUCCAGGAACAAGAUGUAAGCUCAGCCUCAGAGUGACAGAGAAGACCCCGGUGAUAUUUAUGCUGAGACCUACCACGCCCACAAAACAAUCGGCCAACGCGCUGGCUCACUCUACUUUUUACAAACAAUUUGCCUUAAGCGCGAGUAACUAGUUGGACCGAACACCGCUGGGUGUAGGAGGUUGUAGCUCCUACCCCUCCUCACUGUUACUCAUGCUGGUUGUUUGCGUUAGAAUCACGGCUCAAACUCACUAUCAAAUAUUUUUUUUUGCAUCCUCCUCUCACGAGUCUCGGCUGUUGUAAAUUUUCUAGUUGACGCUUUUGAAGCUAAUUUCUCUUGAUUGGGAAUGGCCAUUUGAUGGCUGCAGAAACUGCGUGUGUACAGGGCACCACAGAGCCCACAGCCUUCGUAGGUGGGUGUCUCAGUUGGGGAGGGGGACAGAGGUGACAUGGCCUUGGCUGGUUCCUAUCUUCCCCACCCCUUUAGCUGACGUGAAACGCUCGUGCACCCCCCAGCCCCACCCAUCCUCCAUCCCUAGUUGACACUUGGCUGAGCCAUGGUUUGUUACAUUGUGACUGUUUAGGAGUGGGAAGCUGCCUCACAGUGGGAGAUGUCUGUGUCCAUGUCUCCACGCAGAUCUCUCCUCACUUCUUCAUAUUUUAUAUUUGCUCUGACCUCAUGCUAAAUUAGCCAGUGUCUGUAGCAAAGAGAUGCUUUGUUGGCUUGCUCAUGUUAAGCCCCUGCCCUGACUGCAUCAGUGCUGUUCUACCCCUUCAGAACAACGGGGGUUCUCCCAUGAUUCAAUAUCCUAUAGCACAAAUUUACCACUUUGUGUGCGUAACUGUGUGAUGAUCCAACCAGCAUCUGGCCAUGGCACACAACCCCACGUCUGCUGUCACUUGCAGAUUCACGUUCUGAGCAGCUGCAGCAGCUCCACCUCUGUGUGUGUGUGUGUUUCCCCCUCUCCACAUCUCCCCUUGCCUCCUGCUGUCCCCUCCCCUGCUGCUCACCUCUUCCCCUCCCCUUUCCUUUCUAUCCUCCCUCCCUCUCCCUCCUCCUCCUCUACCCCCUCCCUCCCCUUCCCUCUCCCCCUCCUCCUUCCUCUCCCCUCCUCCCCUUCCUUUCCCCUACCUCUCUUCCCCUCCGUUUGUGUGACACUCUAACCUUGUAGCAUCUACUGCACAAUUUGUGCCCCUUGUUCCCCACCUCCCUCCCCGGUGGCUUUCUGACCACCUGCUCAAAACGCCCGUCCCCGUCGAGCACCGCUUAGACCGUGUCCACACCCUGUCCUCCAGAGGCUGACACAGGCCAUGAUUCAGUCUAGCAUAUCGGGUCCCCACUUCAGCACCAGUGCUGGUAUGCACUUCCCUGAGCUGGGCAGUGUUGGCUGGAGGUGGGAAAGGGAAGAGAAGAGACUAUAAUGAGCGAGGAAGACCUGUGUUGGAUUGACCUCAAAGUCCGGUUAGUUUCAUAAUCACUAAUCAUCCGCUGGUUAUUCAUCCAUGACAAGAUUUUCGCAGGAAUUAAAUUCAUUGGUUUUUCCAAAGGUGACCAUCGCUACUCGGAUAUUGUGUUCUCCUGCUGGGGUUACCCAACACCGUCUGCCCAGGUUACAAGUACCUCCACUUCGUGCAGGCGUUGGUUCCUGUCUCACAGCCGUGAUAUGUAUAUGUAGUCUUUUUAUUAAUCUGUGAUGGUGCGUAUAUUAUAAGCCUGUUUUAUGCUCUCGUCGGUAAUAUGAAGGUGAAGAUUGGAGUUUAAAGUCAAAUGGCUGGUCUUGGUCUGGCCUGUGCCAGCAAAAUUGUGACGGAGCCUGGGUGGCCAAAGACCCAGUCAGUUUUAUUUUACAUUGCCUUUUGCAAAUCUGCAAAAUGUGCUCCUUUCUGAAAUGAAAUGAAAUGUACAUGUUCCUGGCCUGCCUGUGAAGAAGUUGUGUGUGAGAGUGGGAGAGAGUGUGUGUGUGUGUGUGAAAGAGGGAAGAGUGUGUCUGAGAGGGAAAGUGUGAGUGCGUGUGAGAGAGAGAAGGUUUGCAUAUGCGUGUGUGAGUGUGCGUUUGUGAGAGAGUGUAUGUGUGUUUCUCCACACUCGAGUAAGGAUGUUUUUGUUCAUAUGUGAGAGGUGUAUUUACAUGAUGCUGAGCAGGUGGAUGGGAUGGAGAGGGGGUAUUCUCCAGUUGCUUGUUCGGAGUCUGACCCACUGCUUCUCCGCUGGGUUCAGUCAUGGUAACCUUGCCAAGGCAGUAAAAAAAAGCUCAAAUUAACUCUGCCCAAAUCUUGCAAAUGACCACCAGUAGAAAUGAAAAGAGUUUUCCUUGUGGUUGGGAAGGGAAAGCAGGGUAGGGGCGGGGUGAAUGGAGGGAAGCCAUGCCCAGCCAUUUGACAUCUUUCCUUUCAGCGCUGGUGUUGGUAUUCUUCACUGGUGUCCUCUCAAACCCCGAACACAGCCAGAAGCACCAGCACUUGACCCCACCAAGUUCUGCUGACCGGGUAACCUCCCAUCAGCAGCAGGUGGGAAGCAACACCGGGGAUUUAGCUGCAGGGACACCAGUGAGUCUGAUCACUGGCUCCAGAACUGUCAGGAAUGAUGUACUGUUUUCUGACUGAAGCAGGCUUUUAAAAACUAUUAGUUUCUUUUUAUACGAAAUGUCUGGACUGUUUCUCUGUCUCUAAUGCAGCCCUUCUGAGUACACAGUAAUCUUUAAUAUUUUCUCAACUUAAUAAAAUAUGGAUCAGUUUC
Molecule: messenger RNA, 9242 nt
Organism: Mobula hypostoma (lesser devil ray)
Lineage: Eukaryota; Metazoa; Chordata; Chondrichthyes; Myliobatiformes; Myliobatidae
Gene: numa1
Product: nuclear mitotic apparatus protein 1
Exons: 29
Coding region: 520-6525 (2001 amino acids)
Biological process (GO): establishment of mitotic spindle orientation
Cellular component (GO): centrosome; spindle microtubule; spindle pole
Molecular function (GO): microtubule binding
Source: RefSeq, a predicted model, not a curated record